This is a messenger RNA of Truncatella angustata, 978 nucleotides long. RefSeq lists its product as uncharacterized. Lineage: Eukaryota; Fungi; Ascomycota; Sordariomycetes; Amphisphaeriales; Sporocadaceae. The record is from RefSeq and is a predicted model, not a curated record. The transcript has 3 exons. The coding region runs from base 223 to 978 and encodes 251 amino acids.
GAUCUGCCUCGUUGGGCAACGGAAGGCGCAAUGGUUUUGUAGGUUCGUAGAGUAUACGAUACAUGAUACAUUUGCAGCAAAGUGAGCGCGCACGGUUUUCUGAUGUGUCAUGCCGUUUAUGUCGCUUUGGAUAGCUUUUAGUGCAUUCCAGAAUAGUUACGACGAUAAAGCAACUCGAUAGUUCGAUCACCGCUAGCAGAGGUCCCCCCCACUCCGUCGACGAUGCGUCUGCUCCGAUAUGGAAACGACGAAAUAAGCCUGACCGACGAUCUGACCAGCGAUAUUCCACCGUAUGCGAUCCUGUCUCACACCUGGGGCCAUGACAGUGAGGAGGUCACCUUCCAAGACGUGGUGGAAAAGAGGGGGAAAGCUAAGCGCGAUGGCCUCGAGUACUUUUGGGUGGACACGUGCUGCAUCGACAAGUCAAAUCACAAUGAACUCGCCAGAGCCAUUAAUUCCAUGUUUCGAUGGUAUCGAAACGCAACUCACUGUUACGUGUAUUUGCCGGAUGUAUCGACAAGGUCAAUCAGUUCAUCAGGUUCGUGGGAGACUCAGUUCUCACGGAGCCGGUGGUUUACCCGAGGAUGGACGCUUCAAGAGCUUCUUGCUCCCGCUUCGGUCCAAUUCUUUUCGGUCGAAGGCGACCUCUUGGGUAACAAGGUGGGUCUGGUCGAUGAGAUCCAUGACACCACCAAGAUUAAGAUCUCAGCACUUCAGGGGGCACCACUGGCACGAUUUUCUGUCCACGAGCGGAUGAGCUGGUCUCGCCGGCGCCAGACGACAGAAGAGGAGGAUGUGGCCUACUGCCUACUAGGGAUAUUCGACGUAUUUAUACCGCUGAUAUAUGGUGAAGGCGAGGCAAAUGCACUAAGCCGGCUGCAAGAGGAGAUCGAUAAGCGGAGAGGCAUGCCUGACUCCAACUUCCGACGCGGACCCGCCGUUCAAUGUCAGAAGCGACACAGGAGGCUUAUCUUUUAG